AAAAGGUCGGGGGUGGAGGCGAAAGAAGCCCUGUUAUAGUCAACUAGUCAUUAGCUCCACCUCAGGAAGAGGCAGACUGCGCGCAGGAAUAAAACGUGUUCCUUGAAGGAACAUGCAAAGAUUUACAAACGACCUUCAGCUGAGGCAGUUGUGAGGCUGCCCUGUCCAUGUUGAGAUUGGGAUGGGCGUUUUCCCCGAAUCAGGCACUUUUAUUAACAAUUUGGUGCGUCAGUGAAUGGAGUUGCUCUUCAGCCGCAGUGUUAACUGCGGGACCUCCAAAACCCGCAGAACGCCAGCUCACCUGAGUUCUUGGUUUCCAACAAAAGCGUGGUCACACCACAAACUUUUAUCGCAGAUAGGAAAACGACUCUGAAACUUUCUUUUCCCGGAACCCUCACUCCCCUCCUACCCCGCCCUCUGCGCUAUGCGCUCCGCUUCUGGAGGUGAAUAACCUCUUCGUCUAGAAUGCCAGCUCUGCGAAAUCCCAGGUACUAAACACAACCCGACUAACCAACCUCCCGGGAUAGAGAAGCUAGAAAACGUAGCAACCCCCAUAUACAAGCCGCUGUUUUCCCCGAGGUUUUUUUUUGUUUUGUUUUUUUAAAAAGACAACCGUCCCAUCGCCGCGCAAUGCAUACUAGAAUAAGUAGUUCCUUCAACCGGCGAGGCCUGAGAUCAGUUCCGAGCUCAGGUUAACUCUCCGGAAGAGCACUACAAUUCCCAUCGCACCCUACGGCAGCAUGGAAGGGGCGGGACGGGAGGGCGCGUCGCGCUUGCGCGGGUCGAGAGGCGGUAGAGUAGGAGAGGUUGCGGUCGAACUGCUAAAGCGUCUCCAUGUGACAGUGAGCUGGGUCCCAGCUCCAGCCGCCGCCCGACUCUGGUUUCCGACCCCAAGAACUGUCCACUGUCCCGGCACCAGCAGACACCAGCAGGCGGGGGACACUUGGUGUUUGGCUGUGCCGCCUGAGGACUUGGUGUACGGAGUGAAUUGUAGCCGCCGGUGCAGGUGCCUGAGGGAGCUCGCUGAGACCCCUGCGUCUCCAGAGAGAGGCGGAGCGGGGAUUUCUGUCAGCGCCGGCGCCUCUGAGCGCGGAGUCAUGAAUGGUUUCACGCCUGAAGAGAUGAGCCGUGGCGGGGAUGCGGCCGCCGCAGUGGCCGCGGUAGUUGCUGCCGCCGCAGCUGCCGCCGCUUCGGCCGGGAAUGGGGCCGGGGCGGGCGCCGGGGCUGAGGUGCCCGGCGCCGGGGCCGUCUCGGCGGCUGGGCCCCCAGGAGCGGCUGGGCCGGGCCCCGGGCAACUGUGCUGUCUGCGGGAAGACGGUGAGCGGUGCGGCCGGGCGGCAGGCAACGCCAGCUUCAGCAAGAGGAUCCAGAAGAGCAUCUCCCAGAAGAAGGUGAAGAUUGAGCUGGAUAAGAGUGUAAGGCAUCUUUACAUUUGUGAUUAUCAUAAAAACUUAAUUCAGAGCGUUCGAAACAGAAGAAAGAGAAAAGGGAGUGAUGAUGAUGGAGGAGAUUCACCUGUUCAAGAUAUUGAUACUCCAGAGGUUGAUCUAUACCAAUUACAAGUAAAUACACUUAGGAGAUACAAAAGACACUUCAAACUACCAACCAGACCAGGACUUAAUAAAGCACAACUUGUUGAGAUAGUUGGUUGCCACUUUAGAUCUAUUCCAGUGAAUGAAAAAGACACCUUAACAUAUUUCAUCUACUCAGUGAAGAAUGACAAGAACAAAUCAGAUCUCAAGGUUGAUAGUGGUGUUCACUAGGAGAGAUGGAAUUGAGACUCAGACUUGGAUAUUCAGAUGUUAAGACUGUUUUUUCACAUGUAGAAAUAAAUGUUCCUUGUGUAUUUUUUCUACAGAGGGUUUUCUCUGAUUUUAUUUUCUUUGUUUCUGACUAAUAAUUAGUUGGAAACUCAUAUUAAAUGAGCUUUCCUAGAUUAACACAUAUUUUAAAUAAAGGUUAUUACUAUUA
Molecule: messenger RNA, 1971 nt
Organism: Rhinolophus ferrumequinum (greater horseshoe bat)
Lineage: Eukaryota; Metazoa; Chordata; Mammalia; Chiroptera; Rhinolophidae
Gene: SAP30
Product: Sin3A associated protein 30
Exons: 4
Coding region: 741-1763 (340 amino acids)
Biological process (GO): regulation of DNA-templated transcription
Cellular component (GO): histone deacetylase complex
Molecular function (GO): transcription coregulator activity; protein binding
Source: RefSeq, a predicted model, not a curated record